Geodia barretti is the source of this 729-nucleotide messenger RNA. The record is from the annotation of a GenBank genome assembly. Lineage: Eukaryota; Metazoa; Porifera; Demospongiae; Tetractinellida; Geodiidae.
AUGACCCAACGCAUUGUCUCCGGCGCGCCCCACGAACUUGACCACUCGCUGGACACUAGCCUGCGCCCGCGCCGCAUCAUCGACUACAUCGGACAGACCGCAGUCAAGAACCUGCUCGCCAUCAGCAUCAAGGCGGCGCAGCAGCGCGGCGAACCGCUCGACCAUGUUCUCCUGUACGGCCCCCCAGGACUCGGCAAGACCACUCUCGCCAACAUCAUGGCAUUCGAGAUGGGUGUCAACAUCAAGACCACCUCUGGGCCCGCCAUCGAGCGUCCCGGAGACAUGGUGGCUACACUCACGCAGAUGCAAGAGGGAGAUAUCCUUUUUAUCGACGAAAUCCACCGACUCGGCCGCGUCGUAGAAGAAGUUUUGUACCCGGCUAUGGAGGACUACUUCGUGUCCUGGGUCAUCGACAAAGGACUCAAGGCGCGCAGCAUGAACCUUUCAAUCAAGCCCUUCACUCUCAUCGGCGCGACCACGCGCUACGGCAUGCUCAGCCCGCCCCUGCGCGACCGCUUCGGCAACAUACACCGCCUCGACUUCUACGACGAAGAUGCAAUGGCAACCAUCGUCGAACGCUCCUCGCGGAUCCUGGAAAUCGAAGCAGAGCCGGAGGGCGUAACCGAAGUUGCCCGCCGAGCGCGCGGAACGCCCCGUAUCGCCAACCGCCCUGUUGCGCCGCGUCCGAGACUACGCACAGGUCAUCGGCGACGGCAUCAUCACAGCUAA